Messenger RNA from Racocetra persica, 165 nucleotides. Lineage: Eukaryota; Fungi; Glomeromycota; Glomeromycetes; Diversisporales; Gigasporaceae. The record is from the annotation of a GenBank genome assembly.
AUGUUUGGUCCCACACGUAAUUCAACACCGCCAAAGACAAUUGAAAAAAUAAUUACCGCUUCCAAUACAAAAGAUGGGGAACGCAACCUGUCAGAAGUGGCAUUACCAUUUAUUUGGAGGGAUAGGAUCAUAAGGGAUAUACAAGUGAUGCUGAGAUGUAAAAAG